AUUUAAUGACGCGGUGAUUCUGGUUCCUGCGCUACUUUCGAAGUCGUCUGUAAAGAAGUAUUGUCUGUUUUGUUUGUUUCAAAAUAUGUAGAUACAUACAUUCAAGUUUUAGUUUUACUUUAAAUUAGGAAAGUUUGUCGUUCCUACUUUCAUUAGUAUUUAACAUGAUGCUUCUAUGGCUUCAAAUCACAAGAACGUUUGCUUUGCUUUCAAGUAUUUGUGCAUUACAUUAAUAUGUUACGUUCAUCUAAUUCUUGUUUUCUGCCGUUUUUACAACAAAAAGCUGUCUUACUGGUCUCGUAAGCCUGGUGGGUAUUUAAUUUUUCUCUAUCUUGCAAUGUUUAAACCAGCAGCUUUCAUAUCUCUAGACUUCAGGUUGAUCCCAUUUACAAAUUUAGCGUGUUGAUGGAGGGGAUUGAGGGAAAUUACAAAGGAAUAGGCUAAAAUUGAUUCAUUGAGUAGAUAAAACGAGGCAUGAAGAUGGAAAAAAUGUAUGCGUAAAACAAACGGAUCUGGUGACUAAUUUAUUGGAUUUGUUGGAGCGACGUUUAUAAACUUGUUAGUUACUAUGUAAAAUGCACUUAAAAUGGUCUGGUGAGGAAGCCGUGGCCGAAACGUUUGAGACAACGUUCCGAAAAUCCCAGUUUGAAGUCACAAAAUAAGUAUCUCCACUAAGAAUCCAUUUUGCUGAUAAUUUUUCCUGCUGAGUCGUUUUUGUUUAUAUGCAUUUGUAAUUAUUCCAAUUCAAGAAUCAUUUUUAAGCAUAUCGGGCAAUUUUAUGCGGAUAUUUUACGCUGUUUUCCUAACGUAUACUAACUCCGUCGUUUUGCUUAGUCACUGCUUAGCUUUCUCUAAUUGGCCCUGUCCUCAACAAUAUAACUCAUAUAGAGCAAACUAAUGAACCUUCAUAUAUCAGUUAUAACUACUUGAUACAUCUAAUGCUCGGUUUCACAUAGCUUCUGAGAUUUACCGGCUUUGAGAUGUAAUACAGGUUCGUUGGGUUUCUCGUAGUUAACUAAUCCAGCUAAGAGUUUCAUCAUUAAACUAGUUCACUAACUUUUUUGAGCCGAAUAUUAGUCAGUCAGUUAGUCAGCUACAACGUAGGACCAGGCACAUAUAUGCAUCGGUCCAAGUUGUCAAACCUCAUUAGCACAACAAGAUGAACACCGAAUUCGUAGUAGCUAUACCAGCAGUAGUAAUGUAUAAAUGAAAGAUUGCAAAUAAAGACAGUACAGGAAGAAAGAAUUUGUUCGUAGGAAGAAAGAUAUGAGGCGGUUUUAAUCUCUUAGUUUAAAGGAAGACAAAGAAUGUAUACAGCUACGCCACUGCGAACGAUUCUGAGUCAUGUCACCAAGAGUCUCCAACCAUUGGUUACGAUAGUCACGCGGACCCCAACCAAGUAGCCUGCAUCUACCAACAUGGCUCAGACUAGAAGUUAGUGACUUCAAGCACUGAUGCCACGUUUUGGUUUGGCCGUCCCUAACUUUCCUCCAACCAUCCCCAACACCAGUCAGCAUUACGUUUUAUGUUAAUCGGUGUUCAAGCAUGCGUAACACGUGGCCCAACCAUCUCAGUCGAUGAAGAUUCACAACCUCAUCAACUGAUUUACCACCAUUCCCUAAUACCCUGCGUCUAAUAUAAUAAUAUAAUAUAAUAUAAUUAUGUAAAAGCACUCGAGUUUACAGAACCAAAUAGUCACAACUUUUUUCCCUCCUAUUCCUUCAUACAAUUUAUGUAUCUUACCCUUUGUUACUAGCUGGAUUUACAUCUGAUGCCACCUCCCGCGCUCUUCUUGAUCUCUAGAUCAUUAUCUAAUCUAAUUCCUAAAUUUAUUUUACCAUCUUAGUGCGUUUAAUGUCCUAUGAGGUGUAACCGUUGAGAAUAGGUGUGUUUAGCUCUUUGUUAGUUCUAGCCUAUGUAAUGAAUGUAGGUGGUCUGAAACAACACAUUAAUGUCAUCAGUCGUCUAGAAUGACCUCCACUAUAGACAAAUCAAACGCUUCCAAAUAAUCAAUUACAUAUUGUCAUACUAUCGAAGACUGCAAGCUAAAAUUUCUGAAUUACUACUCCCAUGUAAAAAUGUUCGGGCCUAAUAUGUCGUUUAUUGUGUUAUUCAACUAUCACCUUCUUAGGGUUUUGCCAAUAAAAGAUUAAAUCUGUUAUUCAACAUAGAAACGGGAGCUCGAAACUCUUGUGCUGUGUUUCCUUGAUAUAUGAAUCCAGUGUGUAUUGGCUUCGAAGUCAGUCAUAGUUGCCAGCAGGACAUUGACACCUUUGGAUGUCGACUCAGCAGUCUAGCGGUUAGAUGUGUCUACACACGAAACCCAAGAUCCUGGAUUCGACGCCCACGUGUGGGUCCGUUGGUAAACACUCCUGGGAAGUCCCAGACCAGAACAAAACAAACGUCCAGUGCUUCCAGGUUUUCAACGAUGACCUAACUUAGAUCGGUUCGUGAUUUCAAUGAAAUUCAUAGCUUUUAUGAGUUAAUGCUAAUGGAAAUAAUAAUAAACUGAUCGUUUCAUCAAAUUAGUUCCCUCUUAGCGGUCCGAACUUCAAUGUAAAAACCCGUUCAUUUAUUUUAUGACGGCUGAAUUUUUCAAACUCUUUCAUCUAUUCAUUAAAAAUUGUAUAUACAUCCCAUGUAUUCAUCUGGUUGACUGUUGUCUGCUUCAUAAAAUAGGCUUGCGUGUAUUGCGUACAGUAUGCUAUAAUUUUCUGCCUUUUUUAAAAGAUACUUCUAUUUUAGAUGUGGUUCAAUGGUACACAGCCUAAAACACACAUUGAGGAAGCUAAUCGUCAUCUCAACGCUUUAACAACUAGGAUUAAGGAACUGGAAAUACAACUCAAAACUAAGGAGGAAGAGUUAAACAAAAAGGAAGAAGACUUCAACAUAGUUAUGCAGGAAGUACAUGUAAAACGUGAAACAGAAGUAAACAAUCUUAAUGAAUUAAUAUUUAAACAAAAUGUAAAACUCCAACGUUUAGAACGUGAUUUACUCAACCGGGACUCGGAACUCAGCGUUUUACGCAAACGUUGUCGUAUGUUUGAUGAAGUACUUAGAUACAAAGCUACAUUAGCGAAAUUGACUAUUACAAUGGAGCAAGCCGAACAGUAUGCAAAUUUAACAGCUAAAAGUUACCCAGUUAGUGCUAAUAGUAACGGUGUUAAGAGCCCCCUCGAUGUUAUCAACACAGAUCCAAGUCCACUUAUGAUACGAAAUGUUGGUUCGAGCACUGAUAUAACAGAAACUGAUUGUUUAAUUGAAGAAGUUGGGAAAACACUUAUCCAGUCUGAAGGUCAACGAACAAAAUCAUUGGCCCAUAUUGUUAGUAAUGGUCAGUUGUGA
This is a messenger RNA of Schistosoma curassoni, 3345 nucleotides long. The record is from the annotation of a GenBank genome assembly. NCBI's taxonomy places the organism in Eukaryota, Metazoa, Platyhelminthes, Trematoda, Strigeidida, Schistosomatidae.